This is a messenger RNA of Echinops telfairi (small Madagascar hedgehog), 2086 nucleotides long. It is a transcript of the gene AKT1, whose product is annotated as AKT serine/threonine kinase 1. Gene Ontology annotation, molecular function: protein serine/threonine kinase activity; ATP binding. Gene Ontology annotation, biological process: protein phosphorylation. The record is from RefSeq and is a predicted model, not a curated record. NCBI's taxonomy places the organism in Eukaryota, Metazoa, Chordata, Mammalia, Afrosoricida, Tenrecidae. The transcript is spliced from 13 exons. The coding region runs from base 75 to 1517 and encodes 480 amino acids.
GUGGACAGCAGCCGGCUCGGGAGACCCUGCCCUAGGAGCUGGAGCGGAGGGACAGCCCAGCAGAGCCCGGCACCAUGAACGACGUGACCAUUGUGAAGGAGGGUUGGUUGCACAAGCGAGGAGAGUACAUCAAGACGUGGCGGCCUCGGUACUUCCUGCUUAAGAAUGACGGCACGUUCAUUGGCUAUAAGGAGCGACCACAGGAUGUGGACCAGCGGGAGGCCCCCCUCAACAACUUCUCCGUGGCUCAAUGCCAGCUGAUGAAGACAGAGCGGCCCAGGCCCAACACCUUCAUCAUCCGCUGCCUGCAGUGGACCACGGUCAUCGAGCGCACCUUCCACGUGGAGACCCCUGAGGAGCGGGAGGAGUGGACCACGGCCAUCCAGACGGUGGCAGAUGGGCUCAAGAAGCAGGAGGAGGAGAUGAUGGAUUUCCGGUCAGGCUCACCCAGCGACACCUUGGGGGCUGAGGAGAUGGAGGUGUCCCUGGCCAGGCCCAAGCACCGUGUGACCAUGAAUGAGUUUGAGUACCUGAAGCUCCUGGGCAAAGGCACCUUUGGGAAGGUGAUUCUGGUGAAGGAGAAGGCCACCGGCCGUUACUACGCCAUGAAGAUCCUGAAAAAGGAGGUCAUUGUGGCCAAGGACGAGGUGGCACACACGCUCACUGAAAACCGUGUCCUUCAAAACUCCAGGCACCCCUUCCUGACGGCCCUGAAGUACUCCUUCCAGACACAUGACCGUCUCUGCUUCGUCAUGGAGUACGCCAAUGGGGGCGAGCUGUUCUUCCACCUGUCUCGGGAGCGAGUCUUCUCCGAGGACCGGGCCCGCUUCUAUGGUGCGGAGAUCGUCUCAGCCCUAGACUACCUGCACUCAGAGAAGAAUGUGGUCUACAGGGACCUCAAGCUGGAGAACCUCAUGCUGGACAAGGACGGGCACAUCAAGAUCACGGACUUUGGGCUCUGCAAGGAGGGCAUCACGGACGGAGCCACCAUGAAGACCUUCUGCGGCACACCGGAGUACCUGGCCCCCGAGGUGCUGGAGGACAACGACUACGGGCGCGCCGUGGACUGGUGGGGGCUGGGCGUGGUCAUGUACGAGAUGGUGUGCGGCCGCCUGCCCUUCUACAACCAGGACCACGAGAAGCUCUUUGAGCUCAUCCUCAUGGAGGAGAUCCGCUUCCCGCGCACGCUCGGGCCCGAGGCCAAGUCCUUACUCUCGGGGCUGCUCAAGAAGGAUCCCAAGCAGAGGCUCGGUGGGGGCGCCGAGGAUGCCAAGGAGAUCAUGCAGCACCGCUUCUUCGCCAACAUUGUGUGGCAGGACGUGUAUGAGAAAAAGCUCAGCCCGCCCUUCAAGCCCCAGGUCACGUCAGAGACGGACACCCGGUAUUUCGAUGAGGAGUUCACGGCCCAGAUGAUCACCAUCACCCCACCAGAUCAAGAUGACAGCAUGGAGUGCGCAGACAGCGAGCGCCGACCCCACUUCCCGCAGUUCUCCUACUCGGCCAGCGGCACGGCCUGACCAGGCGGCAGGCAUGGCCUGGACUGGGCCGGAGGCAUGCCAACCCCACCCCCCUGCGCCACGUGGUGUACUCUCUCGAGCAGCUACCUGCGAGCUGGUCCGGAAGCUGCGGCCCUGCGGGUUUUCUUAAUUUAUUUCAUCCAGGUUGUGCUCCAGCCAACAGGGAGAUCUCUGGGAAGAGGGAGAUCUCCGGGAACAGGUCCCAGGUCUGGCCUGUCCCUGUCCCGCACUUAGGCCACGCUCCCUGGGCUGCCGAGGCCCAGCCCAAAUCUUAGAGACAGGAAUGGCUCGCGGCCCGCCUUCCCGUUAUGUCCUACUGUUACUGCCCCCUCCCACCCCCACCCAAGACCCCCACAUAGCACUUGUCCUUCUUAGAGGCUUCUGUUUCCACUGGGCGUAGCGCCCACCCCAUCCAGGCUGACCCUUCUGAAGGGGGCCCAACCCUCCACGCCCCAGUUGGCCACCCAUGUUGCUCCCUGGCGUUUUUUUACAACAUUCAACUUUAGUAUUUUUAUUAUACUAUGAAGCUCUUCCUCCAAAUUCUUCAAUAAAAACAGCUUUUCAAGUUG